Ficedula albicollis (Collared flycatcher) is the source of this 2179-nucleotide messenger RNA. RefSeq names its product glutamate decarboxylase 2 (gene GAD2). The coding region runs from base 247 to 1683 and encodes 478 amino acids. Gene Ontology annotation, cellular component: cytoplasm. NCBI's taxonomy places the organism in Eukaryota, Metazoa, Chordata, Aves, Passeriformes, Muscicapidae. Gene Ontology annotation, molecular function: glutamate decarboxylase activity; pyridoxal phosphate binding. The record is from RefSeq and is a predicted model, not a curated record. The transcript is spliced from 15 exons. Gene Ontology annotation, biological process: GABA shunt.
AGAGCUUGGUGUCAGGUUGCCCAGAAGUUCACGGGAGGGAUCGGAAACAAACUCUGCGCUCUGCUCUACGGAGAUGCCGAGAAGCCCGUGGAAACCGGCGCCAGGGCAGCAGCCCCGGGGGUAGCGGAGCAGAGGCCGACCUGCACCUGCGACAAAAAACCCUGCGGUUGCCAAAAAGCGGACGUGAAUUACGCCUUUCUGCACUCAACAGAUCUUCUGCCAACAUGCAAUGGAGAAAUAACUACUAUGUCUUUCCUACAAGACGUUGUGGACAUUUUACUUCAGUAUGUGGUGAAAAGUUUUGAUAGAUCAACAAAAGUUAUUGAUUUCCAUUACCCAAAUGAGCUGCUCCAGGAAUAUAACUGGGAACUGGCAGACCAGCCACAGACUUUGGAAGAAAUCCUAUUGAACUGCAGAACAACUCUGAAGUAUGCAAUUAAAACAGGGCACCCUAGAUAUUUUAAUCAACUUUCAACUGGAUUGGACAUGGUUGGAUUGGCGGCAGACUGGCUGACAUCAGCAGCAAAUACUAAUAUGUUCACCUAUGAAAUUGCUCCAGUGUUUGUACUUUUGGAAUAUGUCACACUAAGGAAAAUGAGAGAGAUGGUUGGCUGGCCAGGGGGCUGUGGCGAUGGGAUAUUUUCACCUGGUGGUGCCAUAUCUAACAUGUAUGCUAUGUUGAUUGCACGUUUCAAGAUGUUCCCAGAAGUUAAAGAAAAAGGAAUGGCAGCUAUUCCCAGACUGGUUGCCUUCACAUCAGAACAUAGUCACUUUUCUGUGAAGAAGGGAGCUGCAGCCUUGGGUAUUGGUACAGAUAGUGUGAUUUUGAUUAGAUGUGAUGAAAGAGGGAAAAUGAUCCCAUCAGACCUUGAAAGAAGAAUUGUUGAAGCCAAACAAAAAGGAUUUGUUCCUUUUCUGGUGAGUGCCACAGCUGGGACAACAGUGUACGGGGCAUUUGAUCCUCUCAUAGCUAUUGCAGACAUCUGCAAGAAAUACAAAAUCUGGAUGCACGUGGAUGGAGCGUGGGGUGGCGGGCUCCUGAUGUCGAGGAAACACAAAUGGAAGUUAAAUGGCGUCGAAAGGGCUAACUCAGUAACCUGGAACCCUCACAAGAUGAUGGGCGUCCCGCUGCAGUGUUCAGCCCUGCUAGUAAGAGAAGAGGGAUUGAUGCAGAGCUGCAAUCAGAUGCAUGCUUCCUACCUCUUUCAACAAGACAAGCACUACGACCUGUCCUACGACACGGGAGACAAGGCUCUGCAGUGUGGGCGGCACGUGGAUGUCUUCAAGCUGUGGCUGAUGUGGAGGGCAAAGGGAACCACAGGAUUUGAAGCACAAAUUGAUAAGUGCUUGGAACUUGCUGAAUACCUAUACAAUAAAAUAAAGAACAGAGAAGGGUAUGAAAUGGUGUUUGAUGGAAAGCCUCAGCACACGAAUGUCUGCUUCUGGUACAUCCCUCCCAGCUUGCGUGGAAUGGAGGACAGCGAAGAGAGAACGAGCCGCCUGAUGAAGGUGGCCCCAGUGAUAAAAGCCAGGAUGAUGGAGUAUGGCACAACCAUGGUGAGCUAUCAGCCCCUGGGAGACAAAGUGAACUUCUUCCGGAUGGUCAUCUCCAACCCUGCGGCCACCCACCAGGACAUUGAUUUCCUGAUUGAUGAAAUAGAACGCCUGGGACAAGAUUUAUAAUAACUGGGUGUGACAGUCUGUUCCUGGACCUCUAAGUAGACAAUUAAGUUGUCACAAACUGUGCGAAUGUAUUUGUAGUUUGUUCCAAAGUAAAUCUAUUUCUAUAUUGUGGCGUUGGAGUAGAGUACAGUUUAAAAUCAAGAAACAUGGCUCCUUUAAAGUCCUUUCCUGAGUUUUAGAAUGCCUCCUUAAUAAUUAGCUGCACAAAAAAGCUUCAUUGAAACAAAUAAGGAAGACCAGAAGAAACUUAAAAUUUUACCCCAAAUUUUAACACAGUAAUUAAUUUAAAUUAACAGCAAUCAGACUGAAUGAUGCCAAAGUUGCCCAAAAUUAUGACAAAAUCAGAUUGGGGGGAAGUGGGAGGGGGUGGUGAGAUGCAGAAUAUAUAUGCUGUAUGUUUAAAAAUGAAAGGAUUUUGCCUUUUUCGUAGUGUUAGAACAGAAUUUCUAAUUUACCUAUAGCAACAUUUCAAAUGUAUUUAAAUAAGUAUAGUUUU